CCUUCAGUUGCCGGCGGCGCGCACCAUGGCGGCGCCCUUGCUGAGUGCGGCGCUGAGCGGCCUCCGGGGCGGGAGGGCCUUCGGCACGGCCGCUGCGCUCUGCAAGCGGGCAGCCCCGCUGGGGCCGAUGCCCAACGAGGAUAUCGACGUUAGCAACUUGGAAGCGCUGGAAAAAUAUCGCAGUUUCUCUCGGUACUUCAGGCUGGCAGAAAAGGAGAGCAGGAAGCCCCACUGGUGGAAGACGUACCGGCAGCACACCAACCCCCCGCCAGAGCCCAAGACUGACAUCAGCCUGCCACGUCCUCAGCUGCUGCAGGCAAACAACACCAGGGAAAGAAAAAAGAUCCUGAAGGAAAACCGCCAGAACGUGGAGAUGGAAAGAGCAGCGCGACUCCGUACAGUGCUCAUCCCCCUCGAUGAAGUCAAAGCUGAGUGGGAGAAGACCAGUGGCCCCUUCCACAAGCAGCGUGUGGCGGAGCACUGCGGGAUAUUUCGUGACUUGUUCAAGGGGGCCACCUUCACCCCCUGGGUUACAUUGAGGGUGAAGUACAGCCAGGAGGAUGAGCACCUCGUGCCAGUCUACCAUGGGAACAUGGUGACUCCAUCAGAGGCUUCCAGUCCCCCUUUGGUGUCAUAUGAGGCAGAGAAAGGCUCCCUCUGGACUUUGUUGCUCACAAAUCCAGAUGGACAUUUAAGAGAGACAGACUCGGAGUACCUCCACUGGCUGGUGACAAACAUCCCAGGCAAUGACAUCAAGUCUGGUAAGGAGAUCUGCCAUUAUUUCCCCCCCUUCCCUGCCAUGGGAACUGGAUACCACCGCUUCAUCUUCCUCCUCUUCAAGCAAGACCGCCCCAUCGAUUUCAGCGAGGACGUUCGGCCAGUGCCAUGCCACAGCCUCAAGAUGCGAACUUUUAGCACGUUUGACUUCUACACAAAGCACAAGGAUGCGAUGACCCCGGCAGGGCUGGCGUUCUUCCAGUGUCAGUGGGACAGCUCUGUCACUUGGGUCUUCCAUCAGCUUCUCAAUAUGAGAGAACCCGUGUUUGAGUUCCUGCGGCCGCCCGUUUAUCACCCUCCACAGGUAAAGUUCCCACGCCAUCAGCCUCUGAGGUACCUGGACAGAUACAGAGACACCGAGGAGCCUACUUAUGGCAUUUACUAGGGACCCAGCCUCCCCUCCAGCAGCUCUGCUGCACACUGAUGCUGGCUGGGCAGAUGGGGCUGUCAGCUUCCUGCAUCCACACGGCUGGCAGAGGGAAAUUACAACAUCUCAGCCCCUGGGCUCCCAGUUCGUCUGUGCUGGGAGCAGUGGGCAGCUGGGGGCAGUGGGUGUUGGCAGUGCUGUCAGCUCUCUGGUCACAGCUGCAUGGAGAGGAUGUUCAUGGAUGAAAGCAAAUCCAUGGCCAGGCUGAAAUCUUGCUGGAGCAGAGCUGAGCAGUACGGGUGUCAGGGUGGGGUCCCCCAGGGAUGCCCGGUUGUGCUUCUUUCAAAGGAUCACAUACUCUUUUUCACCUGUUUAUGGAGAAAAUAGAGCCUGUGCCAGGCUGGAUUUCCUGCCCUUGCAGCCCUACAGUUCAGGACUCUUAUCAGCUUUCAUUUGUGCAGUCCUCUUGAAUGGAUGGGUCUGAUUAAACACACUCUGAGUUAUGCUGGCA
Calypte anna (Anna's hummingbird) is the source of this 1655-nucleotide messenger RNA. RefSeq names its product mitochondrial ribosomal protein L38 (gene MRPL38). NCBI's taxonomy places the organism in Eukaryota, Metazoa, Chordata, Aves, Apodiformes, Trochilidae. Bases 26 to 1162 code for a protein of 378 amino acids. Gene Ontology annotation, cellular component: mitochondrial large ribosomal subunit. The transcript is spliced from 9 exons. The record is from RefSeq and is a predicted model, not a curated record.